This is a messenger RNA of Drosophila innubila, 2937 nucleotides long. RefSeq names its product GPI ethanolamine phosphate transferase 1 (gene PIG-N). Gene Ontology annotation, biological process: GPI anchor biosynthetic process. Lineage: Eukaryota; Metazoa; Arthropoda; Insecta; Diptera; Drosophilidae. Gene Ontology annotation, molecular function: mannose-ethanolamine phosphotransferase activity. Gene Ontology annotation, cellular component: endoplasmic reticulum membrane. The record is from RefSeq and is a predicted model, not a curated record. Bases 42 to 2690 code for a protein of 882 amino acids. The transcript is spliced from 2 exons.
UGUUAUUUUUUGUUUUGUUUUACGAUUUCUAUUUUGUGGCAAUGUGGAUUGUUUACGCUUUGCUUGUGCAUGUGCUGCUAUUGGGUUCUAUAUUCGUGAUAUACUUCCGGUCACCUGUAAUAGAGGGACUGCAGCCACAGGCAGCGCUGAACGCUGAGUCGCCAGCUGAUCGUCUAGUUUUAAUAGUGACUGAUGGAUUGCGGGCUGACUCAUUUUUUGCAGACAACUGCAACCAUGUGCCGCACCUGCGCCAGAUAUUCGAACGCGAGGGAAUAGUGGGAGUGUCCCGCACCCAUGUGCCGACUGAAUCAAGGCCAGGACACAUAGCCCUGAUAGCCGGACUCUACGAGGAUCCGUCUGCGGUGACUCGUGGCUGGAAGGAGAAUCCCAUUGAAUUCGAUACGGUGUUCAAUAGGAGUGGCCACACAUACGCAUGGGGUGCCCACGAUGUGUUGCACAUAUUUGAGAAGCUGGCCGAUGGAGGACGGCCAAUGCACUUUGAUGCCUAUAACCACGACCUCGACUUCUCGGGUCAACACAAGACUUUUAAGCUGGACGAGUGGGUGUUCGACAGGGUGCGGUUGCUGCUUGAUCGCAAGCAGGAAGAGUUGCGCCAUGCCAAGAAGGUUGUGUUCUUUUUGCAUCUGCUGGGACUAGAUACGGCCGGCCAUGUGCAUAAGCCGGAUACUCCGCUUUUCCUAGAGAACCUUCAAUUUACAGAGCACGGAAUAUGGCAGAUUUAUCAGCGAUUUGAAGAAGUAUUUCCCGAUAAGCGGACGGCCUACUUGCUAACAUCGGAUCACGGCAUGACGGACUCAGGUUCUCACGGAGCUGGUGCAGCACAUGAAACGGACACACCCUUCAUGCUGUGGGGCGCAGGCGUGAAGCGCAGUGCCUCACCGGAUAACAGCUUUGUGGCCAACGAUGAGGGCCAGAGAUUGCCGCUACACGAGCUGGAACAAGCCCAGCUGACACCAUUGAUGUCAGCUCUAAUUGGUUUGCCACCGCCGAUGAAUAACUUUGGGGUCCUUCCUUUGGGCUAUAUAAAUGCUGGGGAUAAGUACGAGGCCAUCGCAGCUCACAGCAAUGCACUGCAGCUGCUCGCCCAGUAUAUGCGUCUGCAGGAACAGCACCAGAUGGGUCUCUUUACGCCGUAUCUGAGCAGCUUCCAGAAGCUGACGCUGCAUGAGAUUAAUGCCUUCAAAGUCCAAGAGUAUGAGCCAUCAUUGAGCAACAGUAUCGCCAUGAUGAAACUGGCUCUGGAAGGCAUUGACUACUAUCAUGGAUACUAUCGCAAUGUCAUGCUGUUGUGCACCACGGCCACUUUUGUGGGCUGGAUGCUCUACUUGUACCGCCUGUUAAUCCAUAAUGCAUCACCAAGGAAAGUGUCGGGGGAUGCAAACGAGCAUAAGCAUAUCCAUUUAUCGCUCAGUAUAUCUAUUGCUGCUGUACUCUUGACGGGCUUCAUUGUGGGCCAACUCGUACCGUUCUCCGUGGGCUUUUAUAUGCUGCUGCCGUUGCCAGUCUGGCUGCUGGCCCUACGGCAAGCUGCAGACAGCAACGGGAACGUUGUCGAUGUCGGAACAUAUCGCCUUCCCGCAAUUACGCGACCGACACAAGUAUCCAAGAUACAGGUGCUAUUACUCAUUGCCUGCGCGGAGCUGCUGGUCUUCACAUUCUUCGAGCGUCGUUUGAUUUCGCUGUGCUUCGUUGCCUUUGCCUGUGGCAGCAAUUGGGGCACCUUCAAGCGCAACACGGCCCUAUUCUACAAAUGGCUGCUCUUGGUUCUAGCACUGGGCUGCUUCCCGCUGCUGCCACCUUCAGUCGGAUAUCAGAAUCGAUAUCUUCUACUGGCCGGAAUACUACUCGUCUUGGCUCGGGCAGUGCUGAGCAAUGGGAGCCGAAGCUACAGCUGGCACACCAAGUGGUGCAACCCACUGAUUCUACUAAACACCGCCUUGUGUGUCCACCUGCAUAGCCAGCAGAUAGCCGUGCCAUUACCACUGAAGCUAGCCAAUUGGGUGUAUUUAAUCUACGCCAUUGUGUCCAUACAGCGUAGCAAGGAGACAUCGUUGGAGGUGCGCCUAGGACAGAUAUCCUACAAUGUAGGCACACUCUACACGAUGCUAUGCACCUCGUAUGAGUCCCUGUUCGUGCAGCUGCUUGCCAUGGAACUGACCACGGCAUUAGCAGCACGGCGUGCAGAAAUGGACCCGCUACAGCAUCAGCAGAAAUCUCUUCAGUCAUCAUUACGUUUGGCCUUCACCGUCCUACUCUAUACAUUCUUCUCGCUCUUUGGCAGUGGCAACAUUGCAUCGAUCAGCUCGUUCGAUCCCAACAUUGCACGCUGCUUCCUCAGUCACUUUGCACCCUUUGUCAUAAUGUCACUGGUGCUGAUCAAGCUGCUCUUGCCCGUGGUGCUCAACCUGUCCGUUGUGUACACCUACUGUGACUACGCCCGCCAACAGGAGCGACAAAUAUUCAUAUGCCUGCUGAUCAUCUGCGACAUCAUGGGUCUAAACUUUUUGUUCCUGGUUCGCAAUACUGGCUCAUGGCUGGAGAUUGGCUCGUCUAUAUCGCACUUUGUUAUCAUGGAGGUCACUACACUUGUCCUACUGUUACUCAGCUAUGUUGCCAAGCUUAUGCUACGUCUCGCCAACUGCGAUCGCGUUGUGGCAAAGCGACACUGAUUCCAAACCAAAGUUAAUUUCAAUUGUAUUAAGUUAACAUUAGUAAAGAGAUUGUAACUCAAGAGGUUCUUUUGUAUACCAUAUGCCUUUUAGUUUGUUGAAAAUGCAAUACAAAGUUUAUGUAAUAGACAACGGGAGGUAUCUCUAGUCUCUUAAAAUGUUUAGUUAACAAAAUAUAUUAAGUUAUAUAGUAGAUUCUUUUCGAGUAAGGGUGUGCAAUAAAGACAUUUCACCUAUUUUGCCUAAA